Cryptomeria japonica (Japanese cedar) is the source of this 4082-nucleotide messenger RNA. RefSeq names its product probable aldo-keto reductase 1. Gene Ontology annotation, cellular component: cytoplasm. The transcript has 6 exons. The record is from RefSeq and is a predicted model, not a curated record. Bases 183 to 1043 code for a protein of 286 amino acids. Lineage: Eukaryota; Viridiplantae; Streptophyta; Pinopsida; Cupressales; Cupressaceae.
GUGUUCUUUAUAUGGUAAAAAUAACCGAGCAUUAUUGGGCCCCAAAAAAUUCAAGACCAGAAAAAACGGAAUGAAAAUCAGAAUGUUGGCUCUUAAAUCCUUGGUUUCUGUGAGCCGCUGUAGAUCGACACAUGACCCAAUAAUUCCACGAAAGAUAUCGUCGGACACCCUUGUUUACAGCAAUGGAGGCUUCUUUGCUUGCUGUUCCUCCUCGAAAACUUGGCGCCCAAGGCUUCCAGGUCUCAGCACUAGGCCUAGGGUGUUCAGAACUUUCAGGUACAUAUGGUGACUAUGCUUCAGAGGAAGAUGCAACUGUUCUAUUCCAACAUGCUUUCAACAAGGGGGUCACGUUUUUUGACACUGCAGAUAUCUAUGGCAAAUUUACAAAUGAAAUAUUAGUUGGGAAGGCACUAAAAUGUUUACCUAGAGAGAGUAUUCAGAUUGCAACAAAAUUUGGUUGCUAUUUUGAUGGUGAUGGAAAAUAUGGAGUAAAGGGCACUCCAGAGCACGUUAGACAGGCUUGUGAAGCUAGCCUCCAGCGUUUGGGCAUGGAGUACAUUGACUUAUACUACCAGCACCGUGUAGACACACAAGUUCCAAUAGAGGAAACUGUAACUCCUAUUUUUGCUCCCUCGAUGUUUGAACUAAAGCAGGCAGCAUUUAUCUGGUGGCUUUACUUUCAAGUAGGGGAAAUGAAGAAGCUUGUCCAGGAAGGCAAAAUAAAGUAUAUUGGACUCUGUGAGGCCAGUGUAGAUACGAUAAGAAGAGCUUAUGCAGUGCAUCCUAUUACUGCAGUACAGUAUGAAUGGUCCUUAUGGUCUCGGGAGAUUGAAGAAGAAAUAAUUCCUGCAUGCAGGGAACUAGGCAUUGGAAUAGUGCCCUAUAGUCCAUUGGGUCGUGGUUUUUUCUCUGGAAAGGUUUUUAAAGCAACGACUUACGAGAACACACGUAUUAUAGAUCUAAAUGUGAAAAAAGAAUUCAUCAAAAGGACCUACCUUUUACAAAGGAAUGAAGGGGAGACUUAUCUAGGAAGGGAGAUUUAAUGAAGAAGAGAAAUUCAUCCCACGCACUCUAAAAGAAGAACAAUAUCUGCCCUUAAAUUUUGAGAAAAUCAGCAUUUCUCCAAGUUUGAGGGAUACAUUUUUUUUCCAUGAAUUUCAGGGAUAAUGUGGGAAGGCUAUUAAAAUAAUAUAUAAAAUUAAUGAUUAAAUUUUAUAAAUACAGAUCAAUAAAAAAUGUCUAGAAAUAAUAUAAGUAAAUCAAAAGAAGCUGAAAUUUUAAUAUAAUCUAUCUGAUACACUGAUCAUCAUAGACGUAACAUGAAGCAUGAUAUAUAUUGACUAUUGAGAGAUCCCUUAUAAGGAAAUACUGCAACGUUCAUGAUACUAGGUUCAUUGAGCAAUAGGCUAAGAAAUCCAAGUUAUUAUCCAAUUGAUAUCUUGGAAUUUUCUCUUUUGGUAACUGCAACACAACAAUAGGCAUGAUUUUUAAAAGUUUAUUUGGGUUGGGAGGCCUUGUUGGGCUUCCCUUUUAGGGUUUUCCUUGUUUUAAUUAUUUUUUGAAAUUGACUAAAAAUAGGAUGCCCUCAAAGCUUAUAAAAUGAGGGAUAGGGAAAUAAUGUCUCCUCCAAGUUCCUAAGACAUCACCCAGACACACAUGGAUUUGUCUCAACAGAACUUUUGAGAAAACCUAGUUGUAGAUAGAAAGAAACAAGAAAGCUUACCAAAAACUUGAAUUAAGCUAUUAAUUGUUAUUUAAUAUGUACUGUUUCGUUCUUGACAAACAUCUUUAGUUUUGGUUGUCUUGAAUUCAUUGUGUAAUUUCUUAGGAAUUUACAUUUUGUUAUGCUAGCUUAUCAUUCAAUCUUCUUUAUGUAUUAUGUUAGAUUACAUCAUUGUGUUUAAUUAAGACUUUAAUAGCAGUGUACUUUUACAUAAUUACAUUACAUCAUCACUUGUAACAUUUAAUUAAACACUUAGUUGUUUAGUUAAAUCACACAUGUACCAAUUUAAUCAUGGAGGUAUUGAGUAAUAGAGGGUUGCAAGAUUAAGCUAAAUCAAGCUUGACCAAGGCAUCAAAUAUGGAGACAAUUUUUGAAACUUUAGAUGAGUUGAAUUUCCCCACCUUUUGAAGAAUUUGGUAACAAAUCAUCACAUCCAAUGGCAACAAGUGCAGAGAUACGUGGUCCUAUAGCCUUGGGAAGCAAUGGAUUGGUUUAUAAUUAUAUGACAAUUUGGUUAGUUGGGCAGAUUUGAUCCCCCUGCCUCUUUUAGAAUGUGAGAUUGAGCGCCAAGGGUUUAUCUUAUUUUGUUUUUUAUUUACAAUCUAAUGAAAUAUUUCAUCUUGAGAACACAUCUCAUAUUAGAAGGGAAAGAGACCCACUAACAUUUACACAAUGGUGAUAUUUUUUCCUUAAGUUUAUGAGGAAUGAGUGGAAACUCUAAAAGCCUUUUGUUGGUAUAGGCAGAUGUGCUUGGCACAAUAGGAUCUAUGUGAACUGUAGAGAAAGAGUCCACAUCCGUGUCAAUUGGAGACACAAGUACAUCUAAUGACAAUUGGGGAACGACUGCGUGAGGAGAAUCUAAGUCCAUAGUAGGAGAGGAUCCUGCUGUACUCUUCUCAUGUGCUUCACCUUCAGGGUCAAUGACAUGAAUCUGCACUCGAGGCUUCUCUUUUCCUUUUAGUGACACCUCUUGAGGCUGAAUGACUAAGGCUCUACUCACCCUUAGCUUUAUCCUUGUACCCAAGGAAGAAGCACCCUCUUUGGAUUUGACCUUGACUUUGGACCUACGCUUGACUGGUCUUGCUGAAUCACUCUCUGCUCCAACCUUGAUCUUGAUGGUUUUGACAUUAUUAUUCUUCAGCCAAGCAUUGGUGUUAGCAAGGAUAGGCUGAAAUCUAUCAAAGAUGGAAGUACAUUCCUUCUGUGACCAUUGAGGAGACGGAAGAGGAACUUCAACAACCCUUUGUUCUAUAUAUUUUGAGUCAAGAUUUUUCCCAUCAUCUAUCAUUACCUCUGGAAUCUUGGUUAGAUCCAGAUGCACAAUUUGCUCUAAGGUAAGCCUGCUGUAAUCCAUUCUCUUGACAUCCCCUUCUGUGUGAAGAUCAACCCAUAUAUCCUCAAGGCGAUGGACAUGAGUGAAGGCUCUCUUGAUUCUGUCCUUCAUUCCCCGAUAAUCAAAAUCUUUCCUCGCCUUGAACUUCUUCAACUUGAUUUCUUGAAGUUCUAUUUCCAUUGGCUUGGCUCUAGCAGAGGUUGUCAAAGAAUAACGACCAAUUUACAAUGGAUUGUGAGAGGAUAUAUUGAUACCUUGCUUAUGAUUGGCUAAUUGGACUCCAUAAAUUGUCAUCAACUGCCUAGCCAACUCCAUCAGAAUGAUCUUGUUAGAAGGAUAUCUCGAAAGCAUGUAUGGCUGAUCUUCAAAACAUCCAACUCUCAUAUAGGUGAAAGUUGGGAAUUGUAGGAACAAACAUCCAUACUCUUUCACCUUCUUCUAGGCUGCCGCAAACACUCUUUUGUUUUUGAGUGUUUUAUCAAAUAAGCACAUGAAAUAGCCAAAGAAAGCAUCUUGCACCCUCUAGUAGUGAAUCCUAUUGGGUCUCAAAGUGAGUUGUUCAUAAUACUUCCAUACUUCCUCCUGUAGUGAAUGCUAUGUACACCAACUACAAAUUCAUGUAGAAGGUGAGGGUGGUUGGGAAUUGUGGCAGCUGCUCACAGAGGUUAUCACUGAUGACUUCACCCUAGAAGAUGUGAGAUUUCCCUUUCCUCAGGAUUACAAUGUACUUGUACAUCCAGAUCUCAAAUACAUUGGAGUGUUUCAAUCCCAUUAUUCUACUGAGAAGCGUGAUCGUAUUACUGACUUCUUUAAUGAAAUCAAAUCGAUACAACUUGGGCCACCUUGAGAAACAAGUCCUGGGAGUCUUGAGCCAUUUGGAAUUAAUAUGCCUUAUGCAAUCUAACCUGAAAGGCAUGAGGUGGAGUUGGACAAUAGGCAAGAUGAUGGCACUUCGCAGCAUGGAAGGACUCAACACAAUGUUCAACGGAGUUUCUUGAUUGGGGACGGGCGGAUGAGUUUUAGGGA